UGAAUGAGGGAGGGGUUAAACGAUAACAAUGAUGUCAUAUUGUAGACUGGGUACAGUUGAGUCUGUUCAGUUCGAUCCUCUCUUCUCUGAAUGCAGGUGUAAAUGCAUUUGUUGGUGAAAAUAUAAAGCAGGAUUUUCUUUAAAGCAGUAAACUUGAGUAUCUGUCUGCCAGAUAUUCAAUGUCGUUUAUUUAUGAAAUUCACUCGGUUUCUGCACUAUGUGGAGUUUAUGUCGGAGGAUUAGAGUGUUUUUUCUUCAUGUAUUAUUUUUUGCUCACAAAUGGUGUGUUUGGUGUUGAUGGAGAUGAAGUGAAGUCAGUGACGGUGGGAGAUUCUGUUACUCUACACACUGAUAUUACUCAAAUACAGACAGAUCAGCAGAUACUGUGGAUGUUUGGACCUAAAGAGACUCGUAUAGCUGAAAUUAUUAAAAGAGCUAAUUUGAGCUUUAUAGAUGAUAAUGAUGGGAGAUUUAAGGGCACACUUAAGCUGGACAGUCAGACUGGAUCUCUCACCAUCACAAACAUCACAAUCACAAACUCUGGACUUUAUAAAUUAACUAUCAUCAGUAACAAAGGAACUUCAUACAAGAGAUACAAUGUUACUGUCUAUGCUCAUCUGCCCGUACCUGUCAUCAGCAGUAACUCUUCAAGCUGUUCUUCAUCAUUGUCAUCGUCAAACUCAAAAUGUGUGUUGUUGUGUUCAGUGUUGAAUGUGAGAGAUGUGAGUCUGUCCUGGUACAAAGGAAACAGUUUAUUGUCCAGCAUCAGUGUGUCUGAUCUCAACAUCAGACUCUCUCUACCUCUGGAGGUUGAAUAUCAGGAUACAAACACAUACAGCUGUGUGGUGAGCAAUCCUAUUACAAACCAAACUCAACAUCUCAACAUAAAUGACAUCUGUCAGAUGUGUUCAGAACUCCAGUAUUUUAUAUUGGUGAUAGCUGCUGUUGUAGUGUUGCUAGUGGCUCUGGUUGUAGGUGUGAUCUACUGCUAUUACAAAAAGUUUAAACAACCAGUUAAAGAAGCUCAGACUCCAGAGACAGAGAUAGUUUACACACAGCCAUUCUCUACACAAAGGCUUCAGCAUACGGAUUUUGUUGAAGCAGAUCGCACAGAAUACUCAUGUGUAGUGACACGGCAUAAGUAAAUAAAAUAAAUAACUUUUUGUUUAA
Messenger RNA from Paramisgurnus dabryanus, 1170 nucleotides. RefSeq names its product natural killer cell receptor 2B4-like. The record is from RefSeq and is a predicted model, not a curated record. Lineage: Eukaryota; Metazoa; Chordata; Actinopteri; Cypriniformes; Cobitidae.